Messenger RNA from Rhipicephalus sanguineus (brown dog tick), 1212 nucleotides. RefSeq lists its product as uncharacterized. The transcript has 2 exons. Lineage: Eukaryota; Metazoa; Arthropoda; Arachnida; Ixodida; Ixodidae. The record is from RefSeq and is a predicted model, not a curated record. The coding region runs from base 1 to 1212 and encodes 403 amino acids.
AUGGGGAUCAAGGCACCUGCUCAGGAAAAGAGCAAGGUUCCGCCAGAACUUGAGGCAUUUGAAGAGGGCAUUAUCAAGCUAGACGGGCGCUACCAGGUGCCGCUGAUGUUAAAGGAUCCAGGAAUACCUGCCGGCAGCGACAAUCGAUGGUUGGCGGAGCGCCGUCUGCAAGCACAAUUAAAUAGGUUCAGACCACAGCCCGAACUCCUCAAGCAGUAUGACACGGCAAUCAGAGCGUAUUUUAACGAGGACCACGCAGAGCGAGUUGAAGAAAAGCUACUGCCAAGAGAAAAUGUGUAUUAUAUGCCUCAUCAUGCCGUCAUACGAAGAGAGGCCGUUACGACAAAACUUCGGGUGGUGUUUGACGCUUCCUCGCACGCGCUUGGCCAUCCCUGCCUGAAUGAUGUCCUGUUCAAGGGUACGAAGCUUGGAGUUGACAUUGUGCAGCUGCUACUCACCUUCCGAUGUCACCCGGUAGUCCUUAUCGCGGACAUCAAAAAGGCAUACUUGCAGAUGCUUAUUCGCCCGGAAGACUGCGACGUGCUGCGAUUCCUCUGGAUUGACCGGUUGCCCUCGGAUCAAGAUCCAUCUCCAUCUGUGGUGACGUGGAGAAUGACGCGGGUCCCGUUCGGAGCCUCGUCUAACCCAUUUGUGCUCGCAGCUACCAUUCGACAUCACCUAGCACUCUGUCGAGAACAACAUCCUGAGACUGUAGCAUUACUAGAGAAAGCCUUUUACGUCGAUGACCUUAUCGUGGGGCUUCCGAAUGUGGACGAAGCUGCCACAGUGUACAAUGAAGCACGCAAGAUAUUCUCGGAAGCAAGCAUGGAACUGCGCAAAUGGGCUUCCAAUGCACAUGCCUUGCGAAAAAUCUUCCUUAGAGACAAGAUUGCUUUUGAAAACGAAGCCGGAGAGAGUACCCUAAUCAAAGUCCUCGGUGUACCUUGGGAACGUGAAGGCGACAGAAUUGUCCUCAUGGUGCGCGAAGCGUUGGACUUCGCUGCGAACAAGCCUUCGACCAAGCGCAUUGUGCUCCAGACGUUAGCAAGAGUGUACGAUCCGUUGGGGUAUCUAGCUCCAUUUUCGCUCAGGGCAAAGCUACUGUUUCAAGACUUGUGGAAGAAGAAAUGCGCAUGGGACGAUGCCCUCCCGCCAGAAGAACAAGUGUUGCCAGCUUUCACGAUGAACCUACCGCCGGUCGCCUUCAAGUGA